Molecule: messenger RNA, 2142 nt
Organism: Necator americanus (New World hookworm)
Lineage: Eukaryota; Metazoa; Nematoda; Chromadorea; Rhabditida; Ancylostomatidae
Exons: 17
Coding region: 1-2142 (713 amino acids)
Biological process (GO): tRNA N1-guanine methylation
Cellular component (GO): nucleoplasm; nucleus
Molecular function (GO): tRNA binding
Source: RefSeq, a predicted model, not a curated record
AUGGAAGUAGCCGGGAAUACGUUUCACUAUGCUGAAUUGAAUGUUCGUCACACUGGUAAUGCUGAUAGGACACUUGCUAUGGUAAAACGUGCAGUAAAAAUGGGGUACGACACUGUUGCUAUCAACAUAGAUAUUGGAGACAUUGUCCCCAGCGAGAGCAUCGAUGAGCAUAUGCUGCCUCAGCCCAGCUUAGAAAAUACGGACAAACCUCCACCAAAGAAAAAACCGCGAAAAGAUGAAGAUCGGAAAGGGCGCGAACAACAAUUGCCAGAACCAUUUCUCAUAAAUGAAUCUCAGCUCGAUCUCAGCGAUUUACAGAGACUUGGGAAGAAAUUUCGGCAGUUUAGUCGAAUAACUUUCACACUGAAUGACGCUACGGUCAUCCAUAACAUUUUCAACAACCCACGAUUGCGCCGUUUCGAUCUUGUGGCAGUGCGACCAGGUGAUGUGAGCAUCCUCACCACUCUCACUAGAAAAACUGAUGCCGUCGACAUAAUUACCAUGAACCCCGAAACUCACGUUUCUUGGUUACACAAGUCAAAAUUUAUGGAAAUGAUUCGUGCAGAAGGAGUUGGGUUUGAAUUCACAUAUGCAUCGGCAUUACUUCCAGCCAAUAGGAGGGCGUGUCUUCAUAGUGGACGGUUUCUAAUUCGUGGUCUCCGUGGUCGAGGUGUUGUAGUGAGUAGUGGUGCAUCUUCAAUGUAUGAACUACGUGCACCUGUAGACGUAAUGAACAUGUCUAUUCUGUGGGGCAUCCAAGGAGACCACGCAAGGCUAGCGAUAAGUGGUAAUGCUAAACAAAUUUUGUUGCGGGCUGAGGCACGCAGAACAGUUCGUGGUGCUUUACAUGUAUCUCCAUUGGAGAUUACGAGCAACGAAAAUGGAGUUUCGAGCACAGGUGGAGGUUAUUCCUACAGAAGCAGAUGCUACAUCCCCGUCAAGUUCAGCUUCAUAGAAUUAGUAGGGGAAUUAAUGAGAUGGCUGGAAAAUCUCAGGUUGUGGUCGGCGUGGAAAAUCCGGCGGAUAUUUCGGUUGCAAGGUCAAACAAUAGCGCCCAUUCAGUGGGGAGAACCGCUACUUACGACCUUCCCUAGUGCAACACUUGAUGCAAGGUUAAACUCCGAUCGAGCCAGAAAACUUAGGUCUAUUGUUUACGAAGUCAAGACAAUAUCCAUGUUAACCAGACAUUUCCCUUCAAAAAUUUUGGACGAUGAUUGGCUGGUGUUACUUGAUUGCCAAACAAGGAAACAAAGACUUGACUACUUGAAAUUUCUCCGUAACCGAGAGCGCGAGAGAGAGAAGGAUAUGGAGAAAAAGCGACUGAAGGAAAUAUCUUCUUCCUUGUUUGUUCAGGAAACUAAAUGUGAACAUUCAUCUCCCUUAUAUUACCCUACUGCAAAACUUGCGAAAGAGCAGAGACGUCAAUUAUGGCAGAGGGUGGCUAACGCUUAUCGAUGCGGUGCUCCGACACUCGUGAUAGAUUGUCGUUUCCUUCCUCUGCUUUCGCCUAGAGGAGCAGAGCUAACCUCAAUCCAGCUCAAAUAUCUUAUCAGUGAAAAUCGUGACAGCAGCGCGCCAUGGCAACUAUACUUCGCAAACUUCGACCUUUCAAAUGACAAAGUUCGACGGCUCAAACGCAGACACUUGUCAGUCAUUGACUCUUCUUCUGCAUGCUCUCCAGUGGUGUUAACCAUUGACUAUACACACAUGUUUGGACGCGAACGUAUAGUGUAUCUUAGUCCCGAUGCAGAAGAGGAGCUGGAGGAUGUGGAUGACGAAAAUGUCUACGUUUUGGGUGGUAUAGUUGACCGUGUAGUUGAACGAGGAAUUUCUCGACAAGCUUCUUUGGAAGCUGCUACAUCCGACCGAGUUUGCUGCAAGAGGUUGCCUCUCGAUAAAUACGUGAAAUGGAAGAGCGGCAAUAAGUUCCUCACUCUGACAGCUGUUUCUUCUAUUCUACGAGAUGUGAACAAUUCAGGUGGUGACUGGGAGUCCGCCUUGAGAAGGAAUAUUCCAGUCCGCAACAUCAGAUCUGCUGAAGAGAAAUGUGCAGCUGGUCGACAGCUGCAUGAAAAAAUUCGCCACUUUGAUAAUCAACUUUUGCAGAUUUUGGAUCGCGAAAUUGGCCAGGAGCCUCUAUAA